CUAAUUUCGUCCGCUGUUUUCAAGAAAGAAGUCAGGGCGUGUUCUUUCCUCUUUAGAGCAAACAAAUGACGAUCGGAGCAGCCUUUGAGCGCGCAACCGCACGUGCACUUGAGUUUGGCAGUGGGCAAGCGACGCACCCCUCGAACGAACGGCACUCCGCCCUUAACAUCGACCCUGCUGGAAAAUGGGUCGAGAGGGUGGGGCAUGCGCACCGCCGCCGGGGUGGUUUAUGCUCGGCUGGUCUCUUUCCUCAGCGAAUAAUAUACAGCUGGGUCAAUGUUUCGUACCUGAUGGUGCUGCAGCUCUUUUUGUCCGGUCGGACAUGAUCCCCUCCGAGCUGGACAAGCAGCAGCACAAGAAACAGAGCAAGACCUGUUUUCUCACCAGCAUGUUCAAGCAGAAGAAGAGCGACGACGAGGAUUCGUACGGGGGCAUCUUUGGAGUUUGUCCAGUGAGCGCUUCACUGUCAGUGCACGCCACUCUCGAUCUGAUGCCAUGCUCGAUGUCUUCAACCUUGACCCUUACGCCUGGAAGGACGAGAAACCUUGACCAGGACAUGGAAGCGCUGCGCCUUUCCCGACAGGACAAUCCUUUCCUUCAACUGCUGGCUAGUAGGGAAAGUCUCCUGGACUCGGACGAUUGCAAUGACGCUGCCAUCCUCAUGUCAAACGAGCACGUUGUCAGCUCGUUGGACCUUGACCCCCUGAGUUUACCUGAAAUCCACGAGCACAUGAUCCGAAGUCCACCUCCGACCACCUGGCCGAGGUCGCCCAACUCGCGCGUUUUCCAAUUCCCAGUCAGUGACUGCGAAGACGAUUCCAGCCAAGAGAGCCUCACCGGCCACGGUCACGGCAGUCAAGUAUUGCCGAAGGCAACCAUUGAACACUCGUCACCCAAACGCUCACGCAGUGUAAUUGACAACACUGAUUUUGCAGAGAGAAGCCUCGAAUUUGGUGUAAUGGGGAACCGAAUGACGGGAAGGCUGAGCCUGACCCCAAAGGCACCCCGUAGAUGCAGUAGUGACAGUAGAGGUCCCUUUUCCAUUUUGAGUGCUCCAUCCCACUACAACGUGGAAGAGGAGGAAUUUCUGGUAGGCUCAGCACCCCAUUCAGCUGCGCCGUCGAGUUCUCAUAAAAAAUAAUAAUUUCACUCUCCCGUCGUCGAGUUAUUGUCUUUUCGCAAAGCCUCGAGCGCAUUCCUUGUUAAACGCAAUUUACAUUUAAACUCUUCUCUAGAUCGAAACAAACUAGCUGAUCAAAUAAUUUAUUAUAGAGGGCAUAAUAAUAUUGAGGAUUUACAAAUUCAUAUUUUCCCUGAUUUGAACGCAGAGAUCUCGUUUCGGUCGAAAGAUAAAAAGUAAAAUUGAAUAUUUCACAGUUUUAAUAUGGAAAUGUGUAUUUUAUCAUGGAUAUUUAUUAAAGUUUUAUUUGUCUAUAUUCAAGAA
This is a messenger RNA of Neocloeon triangulifer, 1444 nucleotides long. RefSeq lists its product as uncharacterized. The coding region runs from base 185 to 1141 and encodes 318 amino acids. The record is from RefSeq and is a predicted model, not a curated record. NCBI's taxonomy places the organism in Eukaryota, Metazoa, Arthropoda, Insecta, Ephemeroptera, Baetidae. The transcript is spliced from 5 exons.